Molecule: messenger RNA, 3330 nt
Organism: Epinephelus lanceolatus (giant grouper)
Lineage: Eukaryota; Metazoa; Chordata; Actinopteri; Perciformes; Serranidae
Gene: ephx1
Product: epoxide hydrolase 1, microsomal (xenobiotic)
Biological process (GO): epoxide metabolic process
Molecular function (GO): epoxide hydrolase activity
Source: RefSeq, a predicted model, not a curated record
GCUCGUGGCUGGAGAACACAAACCAAGAGUUGACUGAACUACUGGAUGACAACCUAGUGAUUUGACAGCCAGUGUCAGGGUUAGUGAAGCCAGAUAAAGACAAGAUAUCCUCCUGGACACUGAGCACCAUGUUCACAGAGGUGCUGGUCGCUCUGGUGAUUGGAGGACUGAUCUUCUUCCUGGUUCAGAGGAGCAGGACCCAGGUUCUUAAGACAGAGGAUGGCUGGUGGGGAGCUGGAGCACCCCCUGAAGGCGGGGAGGACGUCACCAUUCGCCCCUUUAAAGUCUCCACCAGUGAUGAAGAGCUGGAGGACCUGUACAUGAGGAUAGACCAGACUCGCCCUGUUCCUUCACUAGAGGACAGCCAGUUUCAUUAUGGCUUCAACUCCCAGUACCUGCAGAAGGUGGUCUCUUACUGGAGAAAUGACUUUGACUGGAGGAGACAAGUUGACAAACUCAACCAGUACACCCACUUCAAAACCAACAUUGAAGGCAUUGAUGUCCAUUACCUGCAUGUGAAGCCCAAGAACGUGCCGGAGGGAGCUACUGCUAUUCCUCUGAUAAUGGUUCACGGCUGGCCUGGCUCCUUCUAUGAGUUCUACAGAUUAAUCCCUCUGCUAACAGAACCAUCAAACCCACAUGACCUUGUGUUUGAGGUGGUGUGUCCCUCCAUACCAGGGUACGGGUUUUCAGAGGCCCCGCAUAAGAAAGGUUUUGAUUCAGUUUGUGCGGCACACAUCUUCCACAAACUGAUGAAGCGUCUGGGCUUCCAGCAGUUCUACGCUCAUGGAGGAGACUGGGGCUGGCUGGUCACCACCAACAUGGCUCAGCUGGAGCCCAAGACAGUCAAGGGCCUGCACGUGAACUUCGCCCCGCCCUCCAAGCCGGGGCUGACCAUGGUUUUAUCCAUCAUGCUCGGCCGUCGCUUCCCUAAGCUGUUCGGCUUCACUGACAUGGAUAUUCAGCAUCUCUACCCCGCCAUGGAGAGACAGGUGGUGGAGCCCAUCAAGGAGUCUGGCUACAUGCACAUCCAGGCCACCAAGCCUGACACCGUGGGUCGAGGACUGAAUGACUCCCCAGUGGGUCUGGCUGCCUACAUUUUGGAGAAGUUCUCCACGUGGACGAGCCGCGACUUCAGGAACCUGGAGGAUGGAGGACUCACCAGGAAGUUCUCGCUGGAUGACCUGCUGACUAAUGUGAUGAUCUAUUGGACGUCUGGCUGCAUCAUCUCCUCCAUGAGGUUCUACAAGGAAAACUUUGGCAAAGGCCUCAACCAGCCUCACGCUAAGAUACCUGUGUAUGUCCCCACUGGGUUUGCCUGCUUCCCCGAUGAGCUGAUGCACACUCCCCAACUAUGGGUCAAACAGAAAUACCGUAAACUUGUGACCUUCACACCCAUGCCCCGUGGUGGCCAUUUUGCUGCCAUGGAGGAGCCCCAGCUGAUGGCCGAGGACAUCCAGAACUUCACUAAGACAGUGGAGAAGAAGAUUAAAUAGAAGGGGGGGGAGGGGGGGCAGACUUAUGAACAGGUUAAUGACGUAAAAGUGCUGAAUGAAGGUAUUGAUAAGCAGUAAGUAGACUGCUUUGAAAGUUGAACAGUAAAAGAAGCAAAACAGAAAGAGCAAAAAGUGAAUUGAUGGGAUUUGUUGACUUGUGUGUUUUAGUGAGAACAGCUGGGUUGUACAGCAAUCAAAGAAGGUGGUUGUAUGUGAAAAUAAGCAGAGAAAUUGAGCAGUUGUAAAAUACCCAGCUAAUAAUGAAGCUACUUCCUGUAUAGUUCUUUCUCUUUUUAACUCUUAAGCAAUACACGUUUUUUUACAUAAAGGACACAUGUUUAUAGCCUGUCAGCCAGGAGCCAGAAAUCAGUACCAUACAUUGACAGACCUCCUGCUUUCCUCACAACUUCCUCUAGCCUUUAACAGUUUACUACACAGCUGCAGAUGGGAGGUCAGGGGGCGCUUGUUGUUAUUGUGUUGACAGCCUGGACAAGGUGCCAGACAUUCCUCCAACUGAUAACACGAAGCCUCAAACACGAAGCUGUAUUAUCGCCUUAAACCUCUGAGUUGUUUGAUUUUAUUGUAAUUUUUCCUUUCAAAUGUAUUCACAACUCAUGUUAGCAGUUUAAAAUCUUUGUUGAAGUCAGAUGUCUUUAAAGCAGGGGUUCAUACCAAGGCCCCCUGGAUAUAUUUUUGUACUUUAUUGCAUAAUUCAUAAAUACUACUACAACUACUAAUAAUAGUAGCAUGAAACAACAGCAAUAGUAAUAAUAAUGUCACUAAAAUAAAUUGCAGCUGAGCUUCUGUUAGCUUAGCUGGUGGUCUUUUCCUUUUCUAAAAUGUGUGUUGUGAGUUAGCACCAGGUAGCUAGAUGCUAGCAAGCAAGCUAGCCAGCUAAAUGUCAGGAGCAGAGCAGCUUUGCAGCAGGCACGGACAGUUAACAGUCAACAUUGACAGCUUAUGAAGUGAUGAUAGAUGUUUAACUGGCAGCCAAAUACAGUGGAAAGAUGGGUAUGACAAGUAGGAUUUUAAUAUGAUACAAGUUUGCUAUGCAUUAAUUAAACAUUCUCACUGAUUGACCUUGAUAUGCUAGUUUUAAGCACUACAAUUUAUGACUACAGAGACUAGAAGCAGUGGUUUUACAGAGUUGUUGACCAAGAAGCAGUGAAGAAAAUGUGGCUGUGGGACACAUUCGCAACAAGAGAGAGUAUCAUUUCAUAACUCAGACAGCCUACUUUCAACCGGUCAGAUAGGAAUAUUCAGGUGGAUCAUGGUGAUGAUGACAAGGAGGAUGUAAUAGAGGGUAAAGACGGCACACAGACAGAGAGAGGGACAAUGUAGAGACAGAGAGGGUGGACAGCUCAGCCCCUUCGGCCGUGGUGCGACAGACAGGGAGGUAACUCCAGAGAAGCAAAGGACAAAAAAUGUCUUUCCACUUUGUUUCGUAUUGUGAAUAGUUGCUACAAAUAGAAGAAUAAAACGCGUCAGACUCAGGUGAGCAAAGGCCUCAACAAUUCUGAAAAUCAGGAGUUAAACUGUGAUAGGUGCUCUUCGUGUUGAUCUUGAAAAGACUGAAUAAAUCUGUAAUGCUGAGACAAGUUUUUUCUGAAUAAAAUGAUGAAAAAUAUUGAGUUAUAUUUAGAACAAUGAAAAGGUGUUUUCAUGAUAUGGGCAUCAGAAUGUAUAUCACAAUAAAAUGCCAGUCAGAUCAUUUCCUUUUAAAGCUAUGCAGUUUAAAUGAAUUGCAGUGUAUGCUACCAUUCCAGGGUGACCUGUUGUAUCUCAGAUUGUGACAGUGUUCUAUCUUUAACCAAAUAAAAUUGACUCUUGAGUA